AUGUCAUUCGCACCCCCACCAUACCUCCCGCCCCCACCAAAAGACAACCCUCCCACCAUCUCCCACGGUGCCCUCCCAACCGAAGAACCUCCAGCCUACUCCCAGCUAGAAUCAACAACCUUCGACCCGAACGACCCCAUGCCCCCAGCCACCUUUUCCAUCCACGGCCGCUUCAUCUACGCCUCCCCCUCCCCCUCCACACCCCCGAGCUCAGACCCCUCCUACCAAACCGAUUACCCCAUCCUGACACCCACACACGGUUCUCGAACAGUCGACUUUCAGCGCGUGCAGUACAGGUACCGAGCCUCCAACGCCACCGGCAGGCCCGUCAUCUCCCACCGCGGCAAAGACCUCUACACCCUGUCCCACCACCUGCCCAUCCUGGGGAUGCCCUUCCAGGCUAUGGCCGUUCCCAAGAGUCGAAAGACGCUUGGGGAGGUGCAUAUUGCCAAGUCGCCUGCUUUUCACACAGGGUACCGCGCGAAUAGGGUAUUGCCUGAUCAUGAGGUUGCCAGGUUGGAGAGGAAGGGGGAGAAGGUGCCGAGGGAGUAUCACUUUCAGAUCAAGGAGGGGGGGGCUGAGAGAUGGGUGUGGAAGGAUUCGAAUGGAAGGGCGGUGGCCUUUCAGUGGAGGGGGCAAAGAAGCGAGUUUGGCGGUGGUGAUGGUCAGCCGGGGAGUAGUCGGGAUCCGGAUGGGGGGGUUGGUGAUGGGGGGGGAUGGGAGGUGCCCAGGCUCCAGGUUCUGGUGGAGUUAGACAGGAGGACGCUGGAUAGUUUGGUGGCGGUGUGGUGCCUGUGGGCGAUGCAUUUGCAUCAUGAGGCUACGGCACCCAAGAAGACCUGGGAAGAUCGAUUGGCCUUGAUGGCGAGGAAGAGACCGGAGGGUACGCCACAGGGGGGCUUUUAUACUAUGAAGUUUUAA
This is a messenger RNA of Podospora pseudopauciseta, 921 nucleotides long. RefSeq lists its product as uncharacterized. The coding region runs from base 1 to 921 and encodes 306 amino acids. The record is from RefSeq and is a predicted model, not a curated record. Lineage: Eukaryota; Fungi; Ascomycota; Sordariomycetes; Sordariales; Podosporaceae. The transcript is spliced from 2 exons.